This is a messenger RNA of Danio rerio (zebrafish), 1219 nucleotides long. The record is from RefSeq and is a predicted model, not a curated record. NCBI's taxonomy places the organism in Eukaryota, Metazoa, Chordata, Actinopteri, Cypriniformes, Danionidae.
CAGUAUCUACUACUUCCAGCUUUGAUCCAUGUGAUGAAUAUACCACUCUGGAUGAUUACUGGCGAGAUAUGAGACAAAGUUGUUUUCCAAAGCAUCAGCAGUGACCCCUGCUACAACUAUGAGUCUCUGGAUCGCCCCUGGAGAGCCACCAAUGAAAGUGGAGAUUACAUUUGUGACUAUUUUUCCUCCUGGAGGGGCUGGUACAGGCUUUUCUACAAUGGAUUGGACAUCAGGAUGCCAGAGACCUGUAUUAAUGGAUUCAGCUGUAACACAUACAUAAAUCUGGCACUUGAUGGUCCUCACCCUCAGAUAGAGGAUGGAGUGGUGAUCAGAGAGGUCUGUGGUAGUUCUUACUGGAGCGGCUGCUGUGAUAGCAAGUCAAUCCCCAUCAGAGUGAAAGCGUGUCCAGGAAAUUAUCAUGUCUAUGAACUUGAGAGUCCACAAAUCGGGUGUUCAGGAUACUGCAUAGAUGUCAGCACUAUCUCACAGGUGGUUUCUACUGCAAGUCCAGAUUUAAUAACUGGAUCCACUAUCACCUUCAAUUAUGACCCGUGCAAUAACUACAACACACUCAACGACUACUGGAGAAGCACAAGCAAUUACUUGCCUAUGUAUAAUGAUGUAAAUGGAUUUGAUAACGAUCAUGAAUGGGACGGCUGGUACAGACUCUUACUUAAUGGAUUGAGUGCUCAGAUGCCGGACUGGUGUGCCACUUAUAUGUCAUGUGGAGGAUUUACUGCUUUGUGGCUUCAUGGAUCUCAUCCUCAACUAGAAGAUGAAGUUGUUACUCGUGAAGUUUACGGCUGCCGUAAUGAUCUGAGCAGUCGCUACAGAUCCAACCCAAUCCAAGUCAAAGCUUGUCCUGGAGAUUAUUAUGUCUACAAGUUUACCAGGCCUCCUCUUUCAAUCCCAGGUCCAAGCUAUUGUGCAGUAUCUUUCCCUACCCCAAGUGUCGACCCCUGCUACAACUACACUAUCCUGGAUGAACCUUGGAGAUCCACUGAUAACUCUUACUAUAGUAACUUAAGUAACUAUAGAUGUGAUUACACUGAGUGGAAUGGCUGAUACAGGCUGUUUUACAACAGUCAGAGUUCUCAAAUGCCAGAAUCAUGUGUAUAUGAAGGCAUGUGUGGCACUUAUUACCCACUGUGGCUCAAUGAAUCCCACCCUCAGCUGGAAGAUGGAGUGGUCCUCCGUCAUGUUUGUGCUCAUGGAUGGA